AUGGCCUCCCCUCCGGAGCCAGUUACGUUCAGGGAGUUCUGCCCUUUGUAUUACCUCCUCAACGCCAUUCCCACGAAGAUCCAGAAGGGCUUCCGCUCUGUGGCCGUCUACCUGACCGCGCUCGACACCAGCGCGGACUACAUCGCCGUGGGCAGCAGCACCGGCAUGCUCUACCUGUACUGCCGGCGGCUCAGCCGGAUGAAAAAGUACAACUUUGAGGGGAAGAUGGAGGCCAUCACGGCGGUGAAGCUGCUGAGCUGCUUUGACGACCUGGUGGCCGCAGGCACAGCCUCCGGGCGGGUCGCCGUCUUCCAGCUGGUGUCGUCGCUGCCCGGGAGGAACAAGCAGCUCCGGAGAUUCGACGUCACCGGGAUCCACAAAAGCAGCAUCACCGCCCUGGCGUGGAGCCCCAACGGCAUGAAGCUGUUCUCCGGGGACGACAGGGGGCGGAUCGUCUACUCCUCUCUGGACCUGGACCGGGGCGCCUGCAGGUCCCACCUGGUGCUAGAGGAGCCGAGCUCCGUGGUGCAGCUGGACUACAGCCAGAAGGUGCUGCUGGUGUCCACGGCGCAGCGCAGCCUGCUCUUUCUCACCGAGGAGCAGAGUGUGCGCCAGGUCGGCACCCAGCCCAGGAAGGGCACCGGGAAGUUUGGUGCUUGUUUUAUCCCAGGACUUUGUAAGCAAAGCGACCUGACCUUGUACGCGUCCCGGCCAGGGCUCCGGCUGUGGAGGGCUGGCGUCCAGGGGACUGUGCAAGCCACGUUCCUCUUAAAAGACGUCUUCGCUGGGGGCGUCAAGCCCUUCGAGUUGUACCCGCGCCUGGACUCCUUCGACGCGGGAAGUGGCAGCUUCCCCGAGAGGCAGCUGGGGCUGGUUUCCUGCUUCUUCCGGGAAGGCUGGGUGCUGAGCUGGAAUGAAUACAGCGUUUACCUUCUAGACACCGUCAACCAGGUGACAAUUGCUGGUUUGGAAGGAUCGGGUGAUAUCGUGUCCGUUUCCUGCACAGAAGAUGAAAUCUUUCUCUUAAAGGGAGACAGGAACAUUAUAAGAAUUUCGAGCAGGCCGGAGGGACUAGCAUCCACAGCACGAGACAGCCUGGAGACGCCGGGAUGCACAGAGCAAGUGCCCGCGCAGCACGCAGAGGGGCCGCCAGGGGCCACGGACCCCGAGCCGAGGCUCAGAGGCGCUUCCGUGGCCAGCUCCGUGGCCAGCGAGCCGAGGAGCAGGAGCAGCUCGCUCAACUCCACCGACAGCGGCUCCGGGCCCCCGGCGGCCCUGGAGCUGGGCAGGGGCAGCCAGCCCGCCGCGCAGAGGUUCAGUGUCAUCAGCUCGGAGGACUUCGACCGGGAGCUCGUUGUGAAGCCGCUCAAAGUGAAGAAGAGGAGGAAGAAGCAGGCAGAAGGUGGAAGCCGGAACGCCUGGCACAGUUCCCUUGAAUCGACUCCCUGCUGUGAAUUUCCUGGUGACAGUCCCCAGUCCUUGAACGCAGACCUGCUGUCCACGGCCUCAAGCUUGGGCAGCAUGGUGGACCGGCUGAGCACAGAGUCUCCCGACUGGGACAGCAGCCUCAGCGGUGAGGUGGACGGUGUCCAGCGGGAGGACCACAACCCUGAGGCUUUCAGUGUGCUGGAGGCGCCCGAGCCCGCCCCUGACUCACUCAGCGAAGAGGACAGGAUGGAGCUCCCGCGAUGGAGCCCGGCAGGCGAGGUGGAGCUGCAUGGCGGGGGGCUGUGCUUACCCCGUCACCCGCCGGGAGACGCGGAAGGUGGCGAGGUCACAGAGCUCGAGGGAGAGCCUCGCCCUGCAGACGAUGGACCCGGUAGCAGACAGUCACCUGGCCAAGACCAGGACAGCCCUGCUGAGGCCCAGGCCGCGGGGGGCUGGGAGCCUGAGGACCCCCAGUGCACGUUGCCUGAAGCCUCCCUCCUGGACCUGCCCCCCGUGCCUUCCAGCCCUAGCGGGGUCCCCGGUGCCGAGGGCAGGCUGCCGGAGACCAGAGCGGACCAAGGCAGCGUCCAGGAGAGCGGCCACCUCGGUGCCGCUCCCUGGCGCACUGGCGCUGAUGAGGACUCGGGCCUGAGAGCAGUGGGUGCUUCCGAGCGUGACCUGGGGAGUGUGGGCGGACGGCUGACCCCUCCCGUCUGUGCCUUGGCGGCCGGCGCCCAGGACCCUCGCCCCGAGCAUUCCCCGCGGGAUCAGGUUCUGACGUCCAGUGACGAGGAGGACAUCUAUGCCCCCGGGCUGCCCUCUUCGUCCUCGGAGACGAGUGUGGCGGAGCUGGGAGGCGGCCGCUCCCUACAGGACCUGAGCCCGCCGGCCGGCGACGACACCGGGCUGCUGAGGUCAGAGCAGUUUGCAGAAAGCUGGAUGGGCUACUCGGGCCCCGGCCACGGCGUCCUCAGCCUGGGCGUCUCCGAGAAGCACGUCUGGUGCCUGGACUACAGAGGCGGCCUGUUCUGCAGUGCGCUGCGGGGGGCCGGGCUGCGCUGGCAGAAGUUUGAAGAUGCCGUCCAGCAGGUGGCAGUCUCGCCCUCAGGAGCGCUCCUCUGGAAGAUCGAGCAGAAGUCUAACCGGGCUUUUGCUUGUGGCAAAGUGACCAUCAAGGGCAAGCGGCACUGGUACGAGGCGCUGCCGCAGGCCAUGUUCGUGGCUCUGAGUGAGGACGCCGCCUGGGCCAUCAGGACCAACGGAGACCUGUACCUGCAGACAGGGCUCAGCGUGGACCGCCCCUGCGCCAGAGCCAUCAAGGUGGACUGCCCGUACCCCCUGUCCCAGGUGACAGCCCGGAGCAGCGUGGUGUGGGCGCUGACGGAGCAGAGAGCCCUCCUGUACCGGGAGGGCGUGAGCAGCUUCUGUCCUGAGGGCGAGCAGUGGAAGUGUGACAUCGUCAGUGAGAGGCAGGCCUUGGAGCCUGUGUGCGUGACGCUCGGGGACCAGCAGACGCUGUGGGCGCUGGACAUCCACGGGACCCUGUGGUUCAGGACCGGCAUCGUCCCCAAGAAGCCCCAAGGGGAGGACGACCAUUGGUGGCAAGUGAGCAUCACGGACUACGUGGUGUUCGACCAGUGCAGCCUGUUCCAGACCAUCAUGCACGCCACGCACUCGGUGGCCACGGCGGCCCAAGUGCCCGUGGAGAAGGUGGCGGACAGGCUGCGCACGGCCUUCUGGUCUCAGCAGCUCCAGUGCCAGCCCAGCCUGCUGGGGGUGAACAGCAGCGGCGUCUGGAUCUCCUCGGGCAAGAACGAGCUCCACGUCGCCAAGGGCAGCCUCAUCGGCACGUACUGGCAUAACGUUGUUCCCCGCGGGACAGCGUCCGCAACCAAGUGGGCCUUCGUGCUGGCCUCCCCGGCCCCCACGAAGGAAGGCAGCGCCUUGUGGCUGUGCCAGGGCAGCAAGGACCUGUGCAGCGUGGGCGCCCAGCACGCACAGUCCCGCCCGUCCACCGUGCAGCUGCCUCCCGACACCGAGAUGCGGGCCUACGCCGCCUGCCAGGACGCCCUGUGGGCACUGGACAGCCUGGGCCAGGUGUUCAUCAGGACGCUGUCCGCCAGCUGCCCCACCGGCCUGCACUGGACCCGGCUGGACCUCGCCCAGCUAGGGGCUGUAAAACUGACGAGCUUGGCGUGUGGAAACCAGCACGUGUGGGCCUGUGAUUCCAGGGGUGGCGUGUACUUCCGAGUGGGCACCCAGCCUCUGAACCCCAGUCUCAUGCUUCCGGCCUGGAUAGCGAUCGAGCCGCCCGUCCAGCCUGCCGGGGCCACCUUGGUCAGCGUCCACUGCAGCCCCAACGACCAGAUGCUGUGGGCGCUCGACAGCCGGUGCAACGUGCACGUCCGCGUCGGCAUCACCGAGGAGAUGCCCGUGGGGACCGGCUGGGAUCACGUGCCAGGGCUGCAGGCCUGCCAGCUGGCGCUCAGCACCAGGACGGUGUGGGCCCGCUGCCCCAACGGGGACCUUGCCCGGCGCUAUGGCGUCACCGACAAGCACCCCGCGGGGGACUACUGGAAGAAGGUUCCCGGGCACGCCACGUGCCUCACAGUGACCUCCUCAGAUGAGCUGUGGGCAGUGGGCCCGCCCGGCUACCUCCUCCAGCGGCUCACGAGGACCUUCAGCCGCGCGCCCGGCGCCCAGAGCAGCCCGGCCGCCGCCCCGCACCCCGAGGACCUGGAGGACGAGUGGGAGGUCAUCUGA
Pipistrellus nathusii (Nathusius's pipistrelle) is the source of this 4191-nucleotide messenger RNA. The record is from the annotation of a GenBank genome assembly. NCBI's taxonomy places the organism in Eukaryota, Metazoa, Chordata, Mammalia, Chiroptera, Vespertilionidae.